Messenger RNA from Schistocerca serialis cubense, 2013 nucleotides. RefSeq lists its product as uncharacterized. The transcript has 6 exons. Lineage: Eukaryota; Metazoa; Arthropoda; Insecta; Orthoptera; Acrididae. The record is from RefSeq and is a predicted model, not a curated record. The annotation marks the transcript as partial.
AUGGCACAGGAGAGACAUGGCAACGUCUUGAAAACGUGGUAUUAUAGUGGAAGUGCUGCUCGUGAUUAUGGCGCCAAGGAGCAGACGAAAUCUGAUCCACUGGCUUGUUCACCAGUCCAUCGUCUCCCGUCUUGUGCAGAACUGCAGGCCCAGGCGGCUGUUUACCGGGAACGCCUCUCCAGCUACUGGCGGGACUUGGCGCAGCUGCUCUCAUUCGGUGCGACGCACGCCUCGCAGCUGUUGGUUCCCCUCGCAUUCGAACGAAUGGGUAACCACGCAAGUGAUCAGCAACUCCACGGUUGGAUUAAGGACAUGGAACGUGUGAAAGACAUGCUGCGCACGAGAUUAACCGGAUGGGUACAGGACUUGCAAUUAGCCAGCAAACAGGUGGAGCACUACGAGGUGGAAGAAGACAAGGACGGGCCAUGGGACUCGACACUCAGUGGUGCGGGCGAUGGGGCGGGCCGCGGUUUGGGGCUGGCGACGGUGUUGGCGACAGAGGCAGCGACGCUGCUGGAGAGGGAGUCGACGGUGGCGCAGGUGGCGGCGACGGUGGUGGAGCAUUUGACGGAGGCAGUGGCAAAGGAGCUGCCAGACUACGGCUCUCUGCUGCCGCUGUUGAGUGAACGCCUGCUGCGCUAUCAGCCGUGGAGCCUCUCCUUUGACGACGACUUCAGUGCGCUGUGCAAGGAGCGGCAGCCAGAGGCGUCGCAAAUGUUCAGCCUCGCUGACGAACUGUACGCCCUUUAUCGUGUCUCCUGGUACACUACAGCUGAGUACAUCGAUUCAGUCUACGAAGAUGAUUUCAAGAUUGUAGACGAGGAGUGGCAGCUGGAGGACAGAAGCCACGAUACGCUCUCCAUGAACACUGACUGCGUGCAGCUGUUGGUGAACGCCCUGGACCACCCCACGUGUCCGCUGGAAGACCUGCCACUGGAAGCCGUGAAGCAGCGCGAGCAGUGCCGCGAGCAGCUGUGGGACGACGUGGUGCAGAGGUCGCCCCACAUACCUGUCACCAGCUACCUGGCCUACACGCAGAGGAUAAACGUCAACCUCUGUCUUCUGGCCUGGAUGGCGGUCAACUCGUACGGCAUUUGUCAGGACGUCCCGUUUAGUAUGAUACAGUCCGUACACGAUGCUCGCUGCUAUUUCGAUAGUCCUGAUGAUCAAUCAUGUCUGCAGUCGAACGCUACAGACGCCAUCUGUUCUGUUUCCAGAGCUAUUCUGUUGCUGAAGUGUCGCGAUUUUUCCUCCUUUAAUGCUUCUGAUGAUUGUACGCUCUUUUAUUACCCAUUUCAAAGUUUCCCAGUUGGAUUUACUAAAUCUAUCCGCAUACUGUAUCAAAACUUAACAGAAGAAACCCUGAACUACAGAAACAGUUUAAACAACGCUACCUUGAGAUACAAGGAUUUCAAAAUUGACAGCUUGAAGCCUUUAGAAAUCUCAUUUAUACUGAUAAAUAUCAUUUUCCGUUUCUCGACUGCCGGAGUAUACAUGUAUCUUCCCCAGUUACGUAACUUGCCUGGGAAGAUACUCUUGUCGUUUCAGAUCACGUGCAUAGUCCAGAUCCUGUGUUCUGAGGUCGUGUAUCGUAUGGCAGGCGUCCCUGACUUACCUACAGCAGUGCUGAUAGACAGCGCCCUCACACUUCUCAGCUGUAUCUGGCUGAACUCAUUCUGCUACCACAUGUAUUCUUGUGUUCGCCAUCUCAGGCUUCCUAACCAGCUACUACCUGCUGAAGUAAGCCAGUUAUUCCGUCGUGAGCUGCUGUGUGUGUUUAUACCGUGGAGUAUAGUAUGUGUGGCAGCUGUUGCUUUGGAAAAGACGAGUAAAUAUUACCUCAUCCACAGUCGCAUAGUAGUCCUUGCAGGGAUUUCAGUGUCUGUGGCAUUCAACUUGGUUUGUCUCGGACUGAUUGGAUACAUGUACCUAUGUAAUCGGUGCUCCAUGCGGCAACUCGAAAUUGUUGAUAACAAGAAAUUUGCCUCAAAGAAGGAAUGUCUUUUUAUGUCA